This is a messenger RNA of Klebsormidium nitens, 2457 nucleotides long. The record is from the annotation of a GenBank genome assembly. NCBI's taxonomy places the organism in Eukaryota, Viridiplantae, Streptophyta, Klebsormidiophyceae, Klebsormidiales, Klebsormidiaceae.
AUGCAUCAUCUCUCCCGAGCAUUGAAGUUGGUAGGAGCCUCUAGUAGAAGCGUUGCUCGCUGCGGGGGGUCUGGCUUGAUAAGAUUGUCUGCCAGCCAACCGUCUGCAAAGCGUGCCGCCAGCCCCCAGCGAUAUGCCCCCAGCCAGCCCGUCAGCCAGACUGCCACCUCACCACCUCACCAGAUAGUGAGUGACUGGUUGCCACGUGCCAUUCUGUCCGCCUGCCAGCUCGCUCGCCCCAGUGGGUUGCUAAGCUCGGCAGCCACCACCCACCACCAGCAAGCGUCCCCAGCCAGCCAGCCCUCCACCUGCUAUCUGCCAUCUGCCACCGCUCUCCGAGGUCCCGGCCGCCAACCGCUGUUACCUAUUCGUUGGCCGCCUGCCGCCACCCGCGCUGUGGAUACUGUGUGUGAGGCACGAUGCCUGAGAGGGCUGAGGUCGUCGCCAUGCUUCUCCGCGUGCUGUGGCUCACCGUGUAAGCAGAACUCCCGCAAGGGCUCCGACCAGAGGGUCGCCGAGUUCCUGGGCUGUGACGGCGCCGUAGUGGUUGGCGUGGAGGUCGUCGGCAACCAGCUGGCGAUGUUGCUCCGGAAUGCGGGUGGCGAGUUCCGGGUUCUGCGGUGGAACCUGCGGCAGGGCGGGGCGCUCGACUGGUUCGAGUACGAUGACGGCCGUUUCGCCGAGUACCCUGCGAGCUCUGAGCGGCGCAACGCGGCUAACUUCGAGCUCGCCGGCCUCCACCUCCCCCCCGAGUGGAAGGGCAAGGACAUCCGGCUGGUCGAGGUCGAUUGCACGUCAACGCCUAACCAAGCGGAGUGGGAGCUGCGCGAAACCUUCCCAAACCUCGGCAACGUCCCCUUCUCCCCUGCCCCCGGCUGGUUCGCCCGCUACCGGGGAGUCCCCAACAUGCUGCUGGACCCGAACGGCUGGGUGGAGGCGGUCGUUGCCUGCGCGCUCGUCGUCGCCGCCCGCUACCCGGACCGCCCCGUCGUCGUCUGGAUCGGGCGCUCGACCGUGUGGGAGGCCACCGGCUUCAAGAGCAAGGGGGACCUGCUCAUCCGCAACUUCAUGGCGACAGGGCGCCCGCAGUGCCUGACCAUGGGGGAGCUGGUCGCCGACGGUCCGAUCGCCGUGAUGCACCUGUGCUGGAUCGCGUACCUUUUCCUGUACGAGGAGCUGGCGUAUGCCUACUGGUACGAUUUGACCAAGUUCAACGCCCCCAAGAUCAUGAACUAUGCCAUCAACGUCCUGCUGGUCUUCCAGAAGAAGGACUGCGUCCAGCUGUAUCAUCCUGGCAAGUAUCGGCACGACCAAUUCUGGGCGCCAAAGGCCGUGCUCGAGACGGCGGAGUGGAAGCACAUGGUGAAGCACUUUGGGUGGAGGGCCAAGCCCCCGUUGGGGGCCAACGCCAUCGACGGCUUCUGCGCCAAGGUCGGCGUGGGCCCCCUCGCUUGGCACCAGCACAUCGACGUGGUCAACAUUCCAAUGGCGAACCGUGCGCUGGACCUGCUCCGGGGCCUUCGCGGGGAGGGAGGGACGGUGAAGAAGCUGCCCAAGGUGGCGGACCGGCCGGCCAUCAUUGCUGAGCUCGGACGGGCGCGACGGGAGGAGGAGGCACGGCGGGAUGCGGCCGAGGCGACGGGGGAGUCUUCCGGGGACGAGACCGCCGACGGCCGCGCUGGGUCGGAGUCGGCCGCGGGCCCGAGCGGGAGCGGGCCGAGCGUGUCCGCGGCGGCGCCGGCGGCCGGGAAGCGCAAGAGGAGGCACAAGAACCGCAAGAACUAUGGCAACCGGCUAGAGAGGAUCCAUGCGUCGUACACGAACGGCACUUGGUGGCAGCGUGCGCUCGACAUAAUGAGCGCGCUAGACAGGGACGGGUUGGGUGGGAUGUUGCCGGAUAAGAAGUUCGAGCUAGCGUUGUCGCACAUGCAGAAGAGUUGAAUAACACAUUGAAUUGCAACAUCCUGUUAUAUCGUGAUUGUUUCAAUUCAAGCCCUCGGGCGCGGUACUCUAACUUCGACGGCAGGGGUGUACCCGGCAGUUGGUUAGACUCCAAAGCAUGCGGCGCGAGCUGUAACGUGGCCCAUUGCAUUCGAAAGUUCGUUGAUUCGAGAUAAUUGUUUGAGGCUUGCUUCUCUUGAUCAAAUUGCCGUUGAAGCCUUCGGGCGCGGUGCUCCGAGUUUGACGGCAGGGGUGUACCCGGCAGUUGCUCGGCCAUCAACGAAAGCAGCGGAAGCUGUCUUGGCAUUGAUCUUUGAGCGGCAAACGUAGCGCUACCUAAGUGUUUCAUUGUGAUCAAAUAGCAAAGGUAUAGAGCUCGUUGAACAUACACUCAUUGAGCGCUUGCAAAGCAUCACAUUACGCAAAAACGGCCUAGUUUUUCAAUGUACAAUCGCACACAUAUGUUCCCAAUGUUAGCGACUUUUGUCUAGGCGCUCUAAUAAUCGUUCAGUUUCA